This is a messenger RNA of Lactuca sativa (garden lettuce), 1011 nucleotides long. RefSeq names its product cytosolic sulfotransferase 5. Gene Ontology annotation, molecular function: sulfotransferase activity. The record is from RefSeq and is a predicted model, not a curated record. Lineage: Eukaryota; Viridiplantae; Streptophyta; Magnoliopsida; Asterales; Asteraceae.
AUGUCAAGCCAAGUCACGUGUGAACACCGCCUCAAUGUUCGGUGGCUUGGCUGUGAUGGGGAUGCGAACACGGGUAAAGAUGACGAAUCAGAAGUGAAUGUAGCAGCAACGGUCCACUUUUUGACUGUUUGUUGUCCCAAAGUUAUCAAAGGCUUAUUAAUGAUCAACAACUACUUCCAUGCCCAAUCCACCGACAUCUUCCUUGCAACUUUCAUGAAGUGUGGAACCACCUGGCUCAAAGCUCUCAUGUUCGCCACUGCCAACCCCCACCGUUACAGUUUUUCUGAUCAUCCCCUUCGUCGCAACGGGCCCCAGAGUGCUUUCCCUUUCCUUGACACAUACAUUUUUCUUGAUUAUCCGAUAACUAAGUUUGAGCAUCUCCCUUCUCCUCGAAUGUUCGCCACACACUUUGCUCAUAGCUUGUUACCGACCUCACUGUCAUCACCCUCUUCGACAUGCAAGUUUGUAUACGUGUGUAGGGAUCCAAAAGAUGCACUCAUUUCCAAGUGGCACUUCAUGAGCAAACUUAGAUCGAAAGAACUACCACCCCUUUCGUUCAAUGAAGCUUACGAGCUUUUCUGCAAUGGGGUCUCUGAGUACGGACCAUUUUGGGACCAUGUGUUGGGAUACUGGAAAGCUAGCCAGGAAUCACCUGAGAAGAUCUUGUUCUUGAAGUAUGAGGACAUGAAGAAAGAACCGUCGGUGGAGCUGAAGAAGUUGGCGGCGUUCAUGGGAAUGCCUUUUUCGGCGGAGGAGGAGAAGGGAGGGGUGGUGGCAGAGAUUAUGAAGCUUUGUAGCUUUGAGAAUUUGAGUAAUAUUGAGGUGAAUAAUGAAGGCGGCGGUGCUCAGAAGUUUACGGCGCAGGUGGCGGUGCAGAAUCGGGAUUUUUUCAGAAAAGGAAAGGUAGGAGAUUGGAAAAAUUAUUUGACAGAGGAGAUGAGAGAGUGGAUUGAUUCCACUACUAGAAAGUUGACUUUCAGCUAUGGAUUUAGAGAGGGAUCUAUUCUGUAG